CUCUCUUUCUCCCAGGGCGAGCGCCUCAGAUCAGAAUCAUCCAACACACGCCAGUGCACGAAGAGUUCAGCAUCACCGGCGGGGCUCUCUUCCGUGCGUUAAAGUGCUCUCUUAAGUGUAGCCUACGGUUAAGGGAGGGAGAAAAAUAUCACAUCUAAUUUGUAUUACUUUGAAGGUGCAUUACUUUAGCGGUUCGGUUCCGCGCUUUAUGAAGAUAACUGGAAGGACACUGAAGAGACGUGUAUCAGUUUGAUUUAAAGUUGUUACCAAUCCUUCAAGAGAAGAUAGCGCUUCAAGACUGAGCAAGAGAAGAGAGGAGAAGAGUGAACUCUCACCAUUCCCCCAAGCUCCACACACCAUGAAGACUGGAGACUCUGAAAGUCCGGGUGGGACUCCAGGGGAGAGAAGCUGCUCUCGUCCCCUCUCUGGGAGCCCUGCAUCUAAGAGGCAUGGGUAUUCUGUGUCCUGGUGCUCUGGUGCCAGUGUCAGGCAGGGGAGGCUGAAGAUGAGUCUAGCCCACCCAUGGCUGCUUCUGAUGGGCUUGGCGCUGAUGGUUGGCCUGUCUGCUGGAGAGAACAUCAAACAGAGUGUCCCCAGGGUCAAACUCAGUUACAAAGAGCUGCUCCUCGCGGGCAGUGUGUCAGUCUUCCUGGGGCCCGCCGAGGGCCUCCACUCCCAUACGCUGCUGCUGGAUGAGGAGAGGGGCCGUCUGCUACUGGGGGCCAAAGAUCAAAUCUACCUGCUGGACCCUGACAACCUGGCCAGGGGCCCUAGAAAGAUUAGCUGGCCUGCCCCCAGAGAACGAGUGGAGAUGUGCAAACUGGCAGGGAAGAACGCCCACAUGGAGUGCGCCAACUUUGUGCGUGUGCUGCAUAACUACAACCGCACACACGUGUAUGCCUGCGGGACAGGAGCCUUCCAUCCCAGCUGUGCCUUUGUGGAGCUUUCCGGACCCAGACAGAAUGGGGUGUUCCAGUUGCUUCCGUCCACUGUCGAGUCAGGCAGGCUCAAGUGUCCAUACGAUCCCUGGCAGCCCUUCACCUCCGUUCUCACAGACCAGUACCUUUAUUCUGGCACCGCCUCUGACUUCCUGGGUAAAGACACAACAUUCACCCGGUCCCUAGGCCCGCCCCCUGACCAGCACUUCAUACGCACAGACAUCUCAGAAGACUACUGGAUUAACGAUGUGGGCACACGUUGUAUAUUUACACGGUUACGGAAUAUCAGCCGUUGGGUUUGGUCCUUUACAAUUGCGUCAUCUCUCCUGUCUCAGGUGAAGCCAGAUGAUCGCAUCGUCCACACGGACAGAGGUCUCCUCGUCCGCUCUCUGCACCCUACGGACGCCGGGGUGUAUUUCUGCGUGGCCCAGGAACACACGCGCUUCACACACACCCUGCUGCGUCUCACCCUGCGCCUCGUCGCGCACGCGCAUCUGGACGGGCGCCCCAAGCCCGGCGAGGACCCCGCGGCCGCGCCGCGCCCAGGGGUGGAGUCUCGCCAGCGCUACAAGGACUACCUGCGGGUCAUGAGCUCCCCGAUUGGGUCGCUGGAGGAGUACUGCGAUUCGCUGUGGCUGGAGAAGAGGCCUGGCAGGGGGCGGAGCCGGGUGGCGGGGGCAGGGUUAGGAGUGGGGAAAUGGAAACACAUUCAGGAAAUGAAGAAGAGCAGGAACAGGAGACACCAUGGAGGGAGGGAGGGGGAGAAGGAGAGGAGGGGACAGGGGAGGAAGGAUGGAGGGGGAGAGGAGAGGGCGAGGUGGUGAGGUAACACUGGUGGUGGUGGUUGUUGGGGCAGGGGGGUGUUGGGUAAUUGGAAUGGGGUAAAGUGUCAUGGCCAAGGGUGAGGUGACGAGCUGGACAUUCCAGGGCGGCUGGGGGACGUGAUUGGAACGCCCUGGGAACAGGGACUCCAUCAGUGUCAGGCCUCGGAAACUGAAAAGACAGGACUGAACUGCAUGAGUUCUUGGGACGAUCUUUCGAGGGCUCUCGGUCACUCCUUCAAACCCCUCUGCCAGACACACACUCUACUCCCGCUGCCCGUCUCUUAGAAACAGCCACAUCCAGUGAUGUCAUAUCCUCCCAUCGCACCCCUGUGCUUAAUCGGCACAAACUGGACAGAUGACGGCCAAGCCCAAGCUUUGGAGCCCAUACUCUUCCGCGCACCCUCCUUUUCAGAUUAGACAAAGCAGAGAGUGUGAUACGUGUGACGAGGAAGCCACUCGACAGAGUUGAGAUGCAGCCCUGAUGGCAGGUGUGUGGGGUGAAGAGGGAAGCAUUCAUGUUGAAUGACUGUGUAAAUACUUAUAUAACAUGUACAGGAGAAGCAGCAUGCUCUACUUAGGCUUAGCUAGUAGCUAUUUUACUGCUCAAUGACGAUAAUCAUGCCUUACCUUUAGAUUGAACAAAGCAUCAUAUUUUUGUACAAAGUUAUUAUGUCACUUUUUAUAGGUACUGUAGGUGUCAUUGUGCAUUUUAAACAUAUUUAAAUAAACGUUACAGGGAUUUCAUCUUCUUAAUAAUGCUUGUGUCACAGUUU
Osmerus eperlanus (European smelt) is the source of this 2535-nucleotide messenger RNA. RefSeq names its product semaphorin-3D-like. The coding region runs from base 359 to 1762 and encodes 467 amino acids. Lineage: Eukaryota; Metazoa; Chordata; Actinopteri; Osmeriformes; Osmeridae. The record is from RefSeq and is a predicted model, not a curated record. Gene Ontology annotation, cellular component: plasma membrane. Gene Ontology annotation, biological process: negative regulation of axon extension involved in axon guidance; positive regulation of cell migration; semaphorin-plexin signaling pathway. The transcript is spliced from 8 exons. Gene Ontology annotation, molecular function: semaphorin receptor binding; chemorepellent activity.